Rhinocladiella mackenziei CBS 650.93 is the source of this 2259-nucleotide messenger RNA. RefSeq lists its product as uncharacterized. NCBI's taxonomy places the organism in Eukaryota, Fungi, Ascomycota, Eurotiomycetes, Chaetothyriales, Herpotrichiellaceae. The coding region runs from base 1 to 2259 and encodes 752 amino acids. The record is from RefSeq and is a predicted model, not a curated record. The transcript has 4 exons.
AUGGCCAAAGUCAAACAGAAGGCGGCGAAGAAAGGCGCCGGAGGAGCCUUAACUCGAGGUCAGGCGGCGAAGCAAAGAAGAAAACAUAAAGUGGUCUUGGAAGCGACGUCGAAAGAGAAGAACAAAUUGAGGAGCGUGAUCACAUUCACUGCGGACCCUCCCCCGGGAUACACGUUCAUCCCGGCUGGUAAUCCGGAACUUACGGCCGCGCUCAAGGAGUUUGCUCGCCGGGGGGACAACAAAAUAUUUGCCGUGACAACCACGCCACAUGCUUCUCGCCAUGAAUUGUCCAGGGAAGUACAUAGAAUUGGAUUUCAUUUUCCUACCAGCGUUGUUGCCCAAGUAUGUGCACACUAUGGUAUUCGUCUUACCAGUGGUGGGCAAGUCAUCGACGAGUCAACGGACGACAAAUUGUUCACGAAGGUCUAUCAAAAUGGCGAGCGCCCAGUCGAGGAAAAGGAUCAAAUCACGAUCAACACCGAGGCCAAACAGACCAUCAAAGAUUUGUUUCCUAACAUACCGGAUAAGGACCUCUUUCAGAUCAUCAAGACAGCCUUUCAAUUAGGCGACAAUCGAGUGGGUACCGCCAACGAGAUCCCUCUCGUUCGUAGGGCCCAGCUAUCUGUUGUUGCCCACAUUCGACAUGUGUACACUCAAUACGAUCAUCUUCUAAGAAAAUUGGACUACAACGAGGCUCGACACAUGGUGGAAAGGGACACGCUCACGAAGUUGAUCGAAUGGCGCGGAGACGAUGACAGUGUGGAUGAAACCACCCAACGUGCCGCUGACGAUCUUCUCAGAGAGGUCAUUGUCAUCUCUGACGAGGAAGACAGCGACACAGACUCUGAUGACGUUGAACAACUUGGUCAGGACCAUGUCCAGGUUGAGGAGCUCCCUAUCACUGCAUAUGGAAAUGGUCCUGGCCGUCCAGCGCCUUCCAUGCAUGACUUCUAUCGCGAAGAAGCAGCUCAGGGUUAUCGCGUCCUGCCUCGCGUCGUGCGACGCUAUAAGCCCACUGAUGAUGAGAUUGCUCAGAGGGAUCGCAGUAGGUACGCUGUUUGGGAUCAGGCCAAACGAGAUUAUCGUUCUAGUGUCGCCCAAAAGCCACCUCGAGUUCUGGAACGGAUAUACGAACCGGAAGUUAUUUCGGCAUCUCGCAUUCUCGUCCCUCUUGAUCCGCCUGCAUACCCCACCCGACAAGUCGUUCAUGCUCCCGCUCCGUCAUCCACAACGACAAAAAUAGAAUAUGAGUCGCAUCGUACCCGCCCACCGAGUCCGCGAACCUACAUUAGAGAUACAGAUGGCACUCUGUACGAACGCAUUAUUGCUCGGCCGCGCGAAAUCAUCCCAGAAUCAGCGCAACGACAUUAUGAACGUCCACCUCCAGCAAUGUUACCUCCCGAAACACGGGUAAGAACUCGACCUCCCUCACCUCAACCCUUAACGUAUCGAGAGAAUCGUCACAGUGGAAAUUUCGAUGGAGACAGUACAGUUCUUCCAUCUGUCGAAGGUCCCGAUGGGGCGUAUUUGUCUCCCAGAUCCCAUCGAAAUCCUUCCGGCAGACAUUCCGAACCUCGCGAUAUUAAACUUACUCGAGAAGAGAUGGGAAGUCUGCGGGAUCCCGUCUUCAUUGACUCUGACAAUCCUGAGCAUUCCUUGAAGCGAAGACGAGUUGAAGAAGUACCACCACUGCCCGAAUAUCGCACUGUCAGAGAACCUCCUGUCAGGCACCGUGAGCGUUUCUUUUUGCCACACCCUCAAUCAGCAUCCACUCAUGUUGAGACUCGCAUUACUGAUCAUCAAGCACCACGCCAAAGUCCAAGACCGAGACCACCCGCCCCUGUCUUAGACACAAACAGAUACGUUGAGCGUCAGCCCAUCCGUGAUACUCGUGAUCUAUCAUACACUGAUGCACCCAUCCCAAAGUCCAUGUCAGGGACAAAUGGUUUUCGUGAGACCACGAUCAUGCAACCCCGCUACCCCUCCCGGGCGGGCAUUGAACUUGAGACUAGCAUACAUAGGCAGGAGUUCGAAAACAGAGCCUCGGUUCCUGUUCGUCGUGUGUACGAACCUAUUGAUGAGCCUCGCGCCUACGAUACUAGAACUGGGAUGGCGCACAAUAUGGCCAGUGGUGAGCAGUUCGUGCAGUCUAUUUCAAAAGAAUCUCGCACACGAUACACGUAUCCAGCUGGAACCGUUGUUCGUGAACCCCUGGAGCCGAUACCUCGUCAGCGUUUACUUGAGUAUGGUUACCAAUGA